Molecule: messenger RNA, 1817 nt
Organism: Ambispora leptoticha
Lineage: Eukaryota; Fungi; Glomeromycota; Glomeromycetes; Archaeosporales; Ambisporaceae
Source: the annotation of a GenBank genome assembly
GAGAAAUUCAAUUAGCACAACUUAAACAACCACCACCUUAUUUAGAAUUACUACUUACAGGAGAAGAUUCAGAAUCUAAUAAACCUUUUGUUAAUAAAAUAAGAGCUUAUAAUCAAGUAUUUGCUUUUACUUCAAUUAGUGGUGCAACAUUAGAUAAAGAUCUUGCUAAUGCCAAACAAGGGGUUUAUACUUAUAAAAUUAAAGGACAACAUUAUCAUCAAUAUGGUUCUUUAAUGCCUAAACAUAUUGAAGAUAAAAAACCUAAACCAACUUUUGCUCAAAUAUAUUUUUAUGAUGGUGAAGAUUUUGAAAGCCAAAUCAAUAGAAGACAUAAAAUGAUGAAAGAAACAUUAAAUAAGGAUAUGUUAGAAGCACUUCAAUGGGAAUUAUAUAAUAAAAAUCCUUUUGUUCAAACUUUUAUAUCUGCAAAAAAUAAAGAACAAGAAUAUCAAAAAUUACAAGAAUUACAUGAAGAAGAGGAUUUAAAUGAAAAAAUAGAAGUAUUAUAUAUAGCAUUACAUAAUACUCAUAGCAAGGAUAUGAGAAAUUAUAAUACACCAACAGCUGCAGAAAUAGCUGUAGUAUAUUUUAAUUUUGAUAAUCAAGAACCAAAUAAAAGAGAUAUUCUUAUUUAUAGAAAUGAUAAUAGAUUAGUAAGAAUAUCAGAAAUGCAUGGUGCUUAUGAUCCUUUACAAUAUCCUUUAUUAUUUUUAUAUGAAGAAUAUGGUUGGCAUAAAGCAAUUGAACAAAAUAUAAAAAUUAUUGAACGUCAAAAAUAUCUUCAAGAAACAGUAGAAGCAAUUGAUGAGGAAAUAGAAUUUCCAAUUAGUUCUGAUCAUGAACAUUCUGAUGAUAAUGAAGAAUUAAAAUCAUCAAAACUUCAACAAAAAAAGAAAGGCAAAAGAAAAACUGUUACAAUUAGAGAGUUUGUGGUAUAUAGAUUUAUGAUUAGAGACUCAAAUAGAACAAAAAGUACUUUACAUUAUGCUGGAAGAUUAUUUCAACAAUAUAUAGUAGAUCAAUAUGUAAAAUGGAAAACAAACAAUUUAUGUUGGCAAUAUAAAAAUCAAGCCAAGUUGAGAACAGAAACAUAUUAUGGAUUAAAUGAUAUGAUUUCUAAUGAAGAUGCAAAUAUAAAUAAACUUGGUAAACAAAUAAUAUUGCCAUCAAGUUUUACAGGAUCUACAAGAUAUUUUCAGCAAUUAUAUCAAGAUGCAAUGGCAAUUGUUAGAGAAUUUGGAAAACCUAAUUUAUUUAUAACAGUAACAUGCAAUCCAACCUGGCCUGAAAUUACAAAUGAACUUUUACCAAAUCAAAAAUCUUCUGAUAGGCCAGAUUUAAUUGCAAGGGUUUUUAAAUUAAAAUUAAAUGCAAUAACUGAUGAUUUAUUUAAUAAAGGAGUUCUUGGAAAAGUUAUUGCUCAUGUACAUGUAAUUGAGUUUCAAAAAAGAGGAUUACUACAUGUACAUAUAUUAAUGAUAAUGGCACCUGAAGAUAAACCACAAACUCCAGAAGACUUUGAUCGAAUAGUAUCUGCUGAGAUUCCAGAUAAGGAUAAACAACCAAAAUUAUAUAAAACAAUUAGCAAAAAUAUGAUUCAUGGACCCUGUGGAAGUAUAAAUCCAUCAUCUCCAUGUAUGGUUGAUAGAAAAUGUAGUAAAUAUUUUCCAAGAGAUUUUGCUACUACAAGUACAACAAAUAAAAAUAGAUAUCCUACUUAUAGAAGAAGAAAUAAUAAAAGAAUAAUUAAGAAAAAAAGUGUAUCAAUAAAUAUUGACAAUAUAUGGAUUGUUCCUUAUAAUCCAUAUUUAAGUUAA